UUCCCGUACGAACAGUCUACGCAUCAAUUUCUACUGUAGAACUAUCUCCAUGUUACUGUUAGUAUUAUAGAACUUAGAAGUUUAGUUUAGCAAGAUUAUGUCGUAUUUCCUACCGUAGUAUUUCCUACACGAUACCGGCCGAGAAAAAACUUCAGAGAAAUUUGUGUACCGUAUCCAUUUCUACAGAUCUGCAGAGCUGUGCAGCAACGUACGCGUCGUGACCAUGGAUUUGUCCCUGGCCUUGUUCGUGUGUUCGGUGAUGGUAAUGUUUGUAAUGUGUAUCAACGCUGACACUGACAGCUACAGCGAAGCCGCCCAGAAAGGAGAGAGGAGCACGACUGCAUCGAGGUACAUACUUGGCCCAGACGGCCAAAUGUCUGUUCUUCGUGAUAAGUUUGAUCCAGAUAAGCGAUACAAGCAUGACGAUGCAAAUGGAAUUUGUUGCUGCGGUCUAUGCAACCCGGGACAAUACGUUAGAUCCUUCUGCACAUGUUCAGCAGUGCCAUUUGACAUUGAACCCCAGCAGAUUACCAAAUGCCAAAGAGUCGACUAUGGAUUCGAGUACAUGGAUAGGCCAAACAACUCGACUGUUCCAUAUAAAUGCACAGAAAUGUGCAAAGCGAACCAAGAAAAGACCUCUGAUUGCACGCCCAACGCAGACAUAACUUGUCAAUGCAUUGAGGGAUGGUUUAAUCCCAAUGACUCGGGUGACGACAACAUCCCAAGUGAGUGUCGAAGAAUUCCAGGCUGUAGAGCAGGAGAAGAACCAAUAAGACAAGUUUCAAACGAUGUGGUGACAUAUACCUGUCAACAGUGUCCGCAAGGUUACUUCAAACUUGAAGGUAACAGCACCAAAUCCUGCGAGCCACACAGGGUUUGUGAGACCAGACCAGGGAGUCGAACGUCUGAUGUGGUAUGUCUGAACGAUGACUUUGGUCCGUCAGACAGAAAUACAGUUUCAUCCACUACAACAUCUCCCCCGACUCAAGGAACACAGCCUAGACUCGAUGAGAUAACAACACCAUCCAAUUCCCAAGGAAAACAUGACACCCAAACUACAACUAAAACACCUGAGCUUACUGGGAAGCCAGUGCAGCAGUUUGGGUAUGAGACGGCCUUCGUUGCUGCCGUUAUUGUUAUUGUACUUCUAAUUGUGACCAAUGUGGUCUUAACCAUAAUACUAUUUAAGACGGCCUGUAAACGGUCUGCAGAACAUCAACAAGUCUUGCCAGUGGCAUAUGCACCAAUUAAAUUACGAUGGGAGGAAGCAGAGCUGAAAUCCAUACAAACACAAACUGUGUAAGUUGGAACUAGAAUAGGAAGGAGGAGAGACUAGAAAUUACAUCAGGAGGACUUCAUCCGACAACAGAUAAACACAUCCUGUUAUAUUAUUAUUCAAAGUCUCUCGGGGACAGAUCACGUGGAAUAGAGGAGUGCAAAAAGGGACUGACACUAUUGGUAAUUACUCAAAAUAAUUAUUAGCAUAAAACCUCACUUGUAAACAAGUAAUGGACAGCUG
Messenger RNA from Asterias rubens (European starfish), 1519 nucleotides. Its product is annotated as tumor necrosis factor receptor superfamily member 1B-like. The coding region runs from base 224 to 1303 and encodes 359 amino acids. Lineage: Eukaryota; Metazoa; Echinodermata; Asteroidea; Forcipulatida; Asteriidae. The record is from RefSeq and is a predicted model, not a curated record. Gene Ontology annotation, molecular function: protein binding. The transcript is spliced from 9 exons.